Messenger RNA from Lactuca saligna, 3675 nucleotides. Lineage: Eukaryota; Viridiplantae; Streptophyta; Magnoliopsida; Asterales; Asteraceae. The record is from the annotation of a GenBank genome assembly.
AUGACUUAUGUAUGGAAGUUUAAUAUUGUGAGUGUCUCUACAAAGCCACCAUUAGCUACUAAAAUGGAGUAUUCGGGUUUGAAUAAGCAUAAAUCAAGGUUACGUUGGUUGUUGAUGUUGAUGAUGAUACAUAUUCUUAUGGUCGGGCAAACACAAGGUGAUUGUAUAGAAGAGGAGAGAAAGGCACUACUCCAAAUCAAAGCCUCCCAUAUGAAGUCGUAUGAUUCCAAUGUUGACCAUUUUCUCCCUACCUGGGUUGAUUAUGGCAGUAGAACCUCGGGGUAUGAUGGUGGUAACUGCUGUGAUUGGGAGAGGGUCAAAUGCAACACAACCACCGGGCAUGUAACAGAGCUUUCAUUUUACAAUUUAAGAUGGGUGAUAGACAAUAAUAUGGAGUUCGGGAACAAGUCGUGGCCAUUGAAUGUCUCCUUGUUUCUUCAUUUUAAAGAGUUGACAAGUCUCAAUUUGUCACAUGAUUUUCUUGAUAAAGAGACUAUGAAGAUAGGACUUGAAAGGUUGUCAAGUUUGAAGAAGUUGAAGGUACUAGACCUUAGUGGGAAUCACGAUAUCGAUAACGACAUCAUUCCAUCAUUGAAGACACUCACUUCACUCAAAAUCUUGGAUCUUAGCGACACUAGCUUGAAUGGAAACUUCCCCAUCAGUGAAUUUGCAGCUUUGAAGAACUUGGAGGUGUUGGAUCUAAGCUACUGUUACUUUAAUGGUACCUUUGAGAUUCAAGGUUUUGAGACGGGUUCCAUAUUGACGAAGUUAAAAAUUUUAAAUCUUGGGAACAACAGAUUUGAUGAAAGCGUCAUAACAUCUCUAAGUAUCCUUUCAUCACUUACAAACUUGGAUCUUAGCUACAAUCAAAUGUGGGGAUCAUUUCCAGCUCAAGCUUGUAAGAGCUUAUCGAGAUUGAAAAGGUUGGAGAAUAUAAAUCUUUCCUAUCACAAUUUCAACAAGAGCAUCAUAUCAUGCCUAAGUACCCUUCCAUCUCUCAAGAUUCUUGAUCUUUCAUAUUCAACUUCAUUGGGAAGUUCUUUUCCUUUCCAAGAAUUUCAUGAUUUGCCUGAUUUGGAAGUCCUCCUCUUGAGAGAUAAUGGUUUCAGUGGAACACUACCAAUAGAGGCUUUUGCAUCUUUCCGCCAUCUGGAGGUCUUAGAUUUGAAUGGCAACAAUUUUAUUGGGAGCAUUCCAUCAGCAAUACAUGCAUUAUCUUCCCUAAGAGCUCUCUCACUCGCCAACAAUCAUCUCAAUGGCUCAUUACCGGAUCAUGGUUUCAGUGAGUUGAAGAACCUCCAUGAACUGGAUCUUAGUCACAACAGGCUUCAUGGAACUCUGCCUCAAUGUUUGAACAAUCUGUCAUCUCUUAAGAUGUUGGAUAUUUCUUCAAAUCAAUUAUCAGGGAUAUUUGUGGCAUCGCUCAUUGCUAAUCUCACAUCUCUCGAGUACAUUGAUAUCAGUCAUAACAAUUUCGAAGGUCUGUUCUCGUUCAGCUCCUUCUCCAACCAUUCAAAGCUUGAGGUAAUUCUGUUUUCAAGCGAUAGUGAGGAAUUUGUGGUCGAAACAGAAGAGCCUACAGAUUGGAUCCCAAUGUUCCAGUUGCAAAUUCUUGAGCUAUCUAAUUGCAUUGUGAACAUGCCUAAAGGACAAGUUGUACCUGGGUUUCUACUUCACCAGCACAAGUUACGGGAACUACACUUGCCGCACAAUUCCUUGGAGGGACACUUUCCAAGUUGGUUUUUAAAAAAUAAUACGAAUCUGGAUGUUCUUAACCUAAGGAACAACUCCUUUGGCAGUAUGCCGCUGUAUAGAAAUGCUAAUAUGAAGUGGUUGGAUAUGUCUGGAAAUCACAUAAUAGGUAAUCUUUCCGAGCAUAUACCAAAGUUCUUUCCCAACAUAAUUCAUUUGAAUUUGUCCAUGAAUGGUUUAACCGGUGCUAUCCCAUCCUCAAUUAGUGAACUGAGUAAACUAUCGAUGCUGGAUUUAUCUGGCAAUAAGUUAUCAGGAGAAGUACCAAAGGGAAUGCUCACAAAUAUAUCUGGAUUGCAGGUAUUAAAACUAUCAAAGAACAACUUGCAUGGCCAGGUACUUUCAGGAAAUUUAAGCUGGGGUAAUUACCUCCGAGGGCUUUACCUAGACAGCAACCAUUUCACAGGGAAAAUUGGAACUGUUAGCCAGGGAAAUCUGGAAACUCUGAUUUCUAUGGAUAUUAGCAAUAACCUUUUUACAGGUGUGAUCCCUGAUUGGAUAACCAACAUCAUGGGAUUAACUCAACUUGUGGUGAGAAAUAAUAGUUUCAAAGGCAGGUUUCCUUGUGGAAUAGCACAAUUCUCUGUUCUUGAUAUCUCACAAAAUUAUUUCUCUGGGCCCAUCCCAUCCUGCUUAUUAAAAUUUCAAAUUUCAAAUAUGCAGCAUCUUCAUAUGGGUUCCAACAGAUUUACUGGAUCGGUACCUAAAUUCUUUCGUAGUUUGACUAUUAUUUUGACUUUGGACAUCAGCAACAAUGAUUUGUCAGGCAGGAUUCCUAAAUUUCUUGGCAAACUAUCCACUUUAAGGAUUCUUCUUUUGAGAAAAAAUAAAUUUAGUGGUUCUAUUCCAAAGCAGUUGUGCAAAUUACGUGAUGUGAGUUUGUUAGAUCUAUCGAAUAACCAUCUUUCUGGUUCAAUACCUAGCUGCCUUCAAAACAUUACCGGGGGGCAUGACCUUGCUUUCAUAAAAAGAGGCAGAUGGGGAUUUGGAUUUUCCAUUGAAUCCUCUUACCAUUAUGAGAGUACUAAUUUUGGGUUUCGUCCGUCGAUCCCCACUACUGAAACAGUGGAAACACAAAACGAAGUUGAGUUCACAACAAAAACGCUCUUUCUCCACUACAAGGGUGACAUCCUUGAUUACAUGACAGGAUUGGAUCUAUCUAGUAACAAACUUACAGGUGAAAUUCCACAAGAACUUGGGUUGUUGAGCCAGAUUCGGGCUUUGAACCUGUCUCACAAUCAGCUGACUGGACCAAUCCCAGUGAACUUCUCAAAUCUUGCGAAUAUUGAGAGCCUGGACCUUUCUUCAAAUGGAUUGACCAGCAUAAUUCCAUCACAACUGGUUCAGCUGACUUUUCUAGAAGUUCUUAAUGUUUCUCACAACAAUCUAUCGGGUAGACUCCCAGAAAUGAAAGCACAGUUUGGGACCUUUACAAAGGCUAGCUAUGAAGGCAAUCCACUUCUUUGCGGACCACCGCUGGAGAAUAAAUGCACGAUAGAGCCACAGGUAACCGAUCCAUCUCUUAAAGAAGAGAGCUCUGAGAAAUGGUAUGAUAUUGAUAUGGUGUGUUUCUAUGGAAGUUCUAGUGCAACAUGUGUUGUGUUCUUGUUGGGAUUUGUCGGGCUUCUUUACGUCAAUCCUUACUGGCGCAGAAGGUGGCUAGACAUGGUUGGAGAAUUUCAUGACAAGAAGAUUCAAGUUGAUUCUUAUGAAGAUGCAAAAGUUUUUUGCUCGAUUGGAGUUCAAACCGAUGAUAUUUUAUGUUCUUGUGAUUCGUUUGAUGGAAUGAUUCCUUAUCGGAAGCCGGUGAUCCAAGAAAUUCAUAAGUAUCAAACUCCAAAAGAUUUGAUUCAAACUUAUAAAGUUGAAGUUGUGGGAAGUGGUUUUGUUCAUGAAAUCAAGUCUUCAAGAUGCAAAAGAUGA